Molecule: messenger RNA, 1665 nt
Organism: Fraxinus pennsylvanica
Lineage: Eukaryota; Viridiplantae; Streptophyta; Magnoliopsida; Lamiales; Oleaceae
Source: the annotation of a GenBank genome assembly
AUGGUGGCGGUUUGUGAUGCGAUAUGUGGGAGGCGGUCGGUAACAAUGGUGACGGUGAUGGCGAUGGCCAUGAUUAAAGUGGUGACAAUACGACACUUCGCCUCUCAUCUUUUCGUUCUCGGCUACGUACUUAACACAAUGGAUAAGACCAAUUGCAGCAAAAGGAUUGAAGAACUCCAGGAAAAUACUCGAAAUGCAUUGCAAAGAGCUUUGGACCCAAUGGCAGCAAUGGAGUUGAUAGAUACACUUCAAUGGCUAGGAAUUGCAUAUAAUUAUGAAGAAGAGAUUGAUUUAUGGUUGAACAAGUUAAUAAAUUGGGAUGCUGGUGACGAUCUCCAUGCCACGGCACUGCGAUUUCGACUGCUUAGGACUGAUGGGUGGCCUGUUAGCUGUGACGUGUUCAUGAAAUUCAUGGAAAAGAAUGGAAAAUUCAAAGAGUCCAUGAGCCAAGACACAAGGGGUCUUUUGAGUUUAUAUGAAGCAUCAUCCUUAGGUUCAAGUGGAGAGGAUAUACUUUCCGAGGCCAUGAAAUUUGCAGAAACUCACUUGAGACUAUCAAUUCCAAGCAUGGGAAAACAGCAUCGUAGACAGGUGACCCGAGCCCUUGAGCUCCCUAGACACCUAAGAAUGGCAAGGCUAGAGUCCAGACUCUAUAUUGAUGAAUAUGGUAUGGGAAGCAAUUUCAGUCAAAUUCUUCUUGAGCAAGCAAAAUUAGAUUAUAACAAGGUUCAAUCCUUGCAUCAAAUAGAGUUGGCUGAGUUAUCAAGAUGGUGGAAGCAGUUAGGCCUUGUGGAAAAACUCAAGUUCGGACGUGAUCGCCCUAUGGAAUGCUAUUUUUGGACUGUAGGAAUCCUUCCAGACCCCAAGUACUCACGAGCGCGUAUUGAUCUGGCAAAAACCAUUGCCAUUUUACUAGUAAUUGAUGACAUUUUUGACACUUACGGAUCCAUAAAUGAACUCCUCCUCUUCAAUGAUGCAAUUCAAAAAUGGAAUCUUGACGCAAUUGAACAACUUCCUGAAUACAUGAAAAUAUGUUAUAUGGCACUGUACAACACUACGAAUGAGAUUGCCUACAUGAUUCUCAAAGAACAUGGACGAAAUGUUCUUCCUUCCCUUAGACGAGUGUGGAUGAACACCAUUGAAGCUUUCAUGUUUGAAGCCAACUGGUUUAACAGUGGACAUGUACCCAAUCUUGCAAAUUACCUAGAAAAUGCAGUAACUACAUCAGGAUCAUACAUGGCCUUGGUGCAUAUUUUCUUCUUGUUAGGGGAAGGUAUUAGCCAUGGAAAUGUAAAAUCAAUGGAGACACCAUAUCCGAAGAUAUUUUCAUGUUCAGGCCAGAUUCUUCGACUCUGGGACGAUUUGGGCACUUCGAAGGAAGAGCAAGAUCGAGGAGAUAAUGCUUCGAGUAUACCUUUGUUCAUGAAAGAGAAAAAUUUACCAUCAGAAGGUGAAGCUAGGGAAAGCAUAAUGCAACUCAUUGGCAACUUAUGGAAAGAGCUUAACACGGAGCUACUCAGUUCUAGCUUGCCAUUACCCAUCAUUAGAGCCUGCUUUAAUAUGUCAAGAACUUCACAAGUCAUUUAUCAACAUGAAGAGGAUAGCUACUCCUCUGGUGUGGAUAACUUUGUUAAGUUCUUACUUUUAGAGCCUAUUGGUCUGUGA